AUGUUGAUAUAUAAAGACGAUGUAUGCGCGUGGAACGGCGUUGACGUCCUCGUCGAUCGCCAGCUGCACCACGGCAACGUCAUGAACGUGGUGGACGGAGGGUUGAUGAUCAGUUUCGGCUGCAACACCCAGUUUAUCCGCUAUGGGAACAUCUUCGAGUGCCCCCGCGCGACCGACCACCCCGCCCUCAAGUACAAACCUCCAUGGCACUGGCACGCAGGCGAUAAUGCGCAGGUACUGCUCCGCGCUACACCCAGUUCCGCCUGGAUGUGGUAUGCAGGGAAAUUUGUCGACCUGGACGAUUACUGUCAGGAUGAUUCGGUGUUGGUGGAUGUGCAGCUACCAGGCGGAACCGUCAGAGAACUGCUGCUCUGCCAACAAGUGCGUGCGCCGUUGUCGGAGGAGGACUUGGCGCAGCGGCGGAUUGGGGAGAAGCACUUCGUUAUCCGCUGCUGCCCGUUGCCAGAUGGAUAUUGGUCAGAGGAAUGCCAAAUUGUCAAACGAUUUUUCCGACAGGACUUGGAAGACCAGAACGAUGUGUUGAGCAUUUCGGUUGUCAGUCAUUCGUUGCUUUAUCUGCAGUGUCGCACAGCCACUCCGCUGACAGUUGAAAUACUGGACAUACUAUUAGCCGAAGCGAAGACACGCUUAGCCCCACACCUAUCGCUCCAUCCGGCUCUGCGUCAACCUAACAAAAAAUGCAAACGCAAAACCAUUCUGCGAUUAAUAAAUCUGCCGGCCGAAAUACUAGUGCAAGUUUUCCAAUCGCUGGACUCCAUCGGGCGCAUUCGCUGUCGACGCGUCUGCUCGUUAUGGAACCGCCUUCUCACCACCGACGCUUACUUCCCCGAUGUCCGGGUAUCCGGUCGCGCGGCCGACCUCCCGAACGGUCCGCAGCAUGAAGAGAUGCACUGGGUGGUGUCGUGUCUGCUGAAAUGCGUGACCAGCCGCACACGGGCGGUGGUGAUCAGCCAUCUGGACAUCGGCUAUCGCUGCCUGCGCUGCGCCGUCCUUAUCAGUCACAUUCGCCAGGCCGUCCGCCUCCCGGCGCUGGUCUUCUACCAGUGCGAAUUUGGCGGGGACUUUCAAGGGGAAAUCACGAUUGCAGCCGACAUCAAGGAUAUGUUGAAACUGUGGGAAUCCAGCGACCGAGUCGUGUGGAAGCAGUGCCGCAUCUACGACGACCGUGUGCAGGCGGUUAUGGCGCAGUACGGCCUCAACGCCCAGCCGGCAGCUCAGCUGGAGACGCAGCUGUGGGAUCUCGUUGAGAGGAAUCUCGUUCUCAAGAAACCGCUGGAUUUGCCGGCCUUGGCGGAGUGGAUCGCGGACUGUAUCGCCAAGAAACACCGCCAGCCGUUGAAGGACAUUAUCACGGCGCUGUGGGAAUACCAGAGUGUGGAUCCGCGUCUGCCCACUGAAUACCGGAACCGGAAGUGGCGGGUGACCGAGUUGACCUACCUAGAUGUGCAAAAGCUGACAAGAGUGACGGCGGCGGCACUCAGUGACGUUAUGGAUGCAGGAAAUUAG
Paramacrobiotus metropolitanus is the source of this 1527-nucleotide messenger RNA. RefSeq lists its product as uncharacterized. The transcript has 3 exons. The coding region runs from base 1 to 1527 and encodes 508 amino acids. Gene Ontology annotation, molecular function: protein binding. The record is from RefSeq and is a predicted model, not a curated record. NCBI's taxonomy places the organism in Eukaryota, Metazoa, Tardigrada, Eutardigrada, Parachela, Macrobiotidae.